UAUAUUGUGGUGAAGAGGAGUGAGAAGCAGCAGCAGUGUGCAGGUCUACAGCAACAUGAAGCUCCUGGUGGUUUUGUCUCUUGCUUGGUGCUGCAGUGCAGCGCAGUAUGUGAUGCCCCUCUCAUAUAUGGGGUAUCCUUUUGGGCAGCAAUACGGCUCCAGAGACAUGUACGGUUAUUCUACCUUCGGCUACCACGGUAUCAACCAGAACCGCCAUGAGUUCCGCCACCCUGAUGGCCGUGUUGUUGGUCAUUACUCCUACAUCCAACCCGACGGUAAGCCCGCUGUUACCUUCUACGAGGCUGGUGCUGGUCAAGGCUACCGCGUCAGGUCAAAUGUCCUUCCCGUAGCAGAGACUGCAGAGCUGAGCGCCCCUGUGGACAACCUAGUUGCCCCAGAACCCGUACAAGAAACCCCUGAGGUUCUUCAGGCUCGGGCAGAGUUUCAAGCCGCGUUCGAUGAGGCCAAGUCCCGCCCUGUGGAAGAACCAAGCGCUCGCAAGAAGCGUCAAGUGACUUUCUUAACCUCCCCCGUCACCUCCGCCGUCAAUGUUAAGACCGGGAGAAGAUGACAAGACUACUGCUAUUCAAGUCCCAACCCCCAUGGUCUACUCAUAUCCAUUCAGCCCCCUCACGAAUUACGCAUCGUUCCCAUAUGCUUACCAUGGCUACCCCUACUACAUAAACCCGUUCGUUCCCAAGACUGAGGAGGUAAAGGCCGAGCCUAAGCCUGAGGCUGAGGCUGUCGUGGAGGCUCGUCGUCGUCGCAGAGAGGCACAGUAUGUCUUCCCUCUCAAGUACACUGCAGACAAAUGCCAAGUUCAAGACCCAGGAGUUCGAGAAGAUUGAGUCCGACACUCCCGCUGACACCACCAAGAUCGAACUUAAGGAAAAGGAGUACAAGUUCCCUUCCAUGUAUUAUCCAUACUCUGCCUACACUCCUUACUCUGCCUUACUCCUUACGUUUUCAAUCCUGCCAUCCCCUACUCUGCUCCAUUCCCUUUCCCUCUCAUUCCUGCUCCCGUUAAGAAGGAGUAGGACCUCGCGCUAUCAACACUCUCAUUCCUUAUGACAGCAAUUCAUUUUGAAUAAUAUUAUUUGUAUGUAUGUAUGAGGUAUGCGUUGGUGUCACUGAGUCGUUCGUAUACAGCUGCGACAGACGCGUCUUUGACGUAGCUCGUGUAGCUGUCACACAUGUCUCUUUCACACUGGCUGCCUCAUGUAUGCCUCUAAUAUUUUGGUGUAGCUGCUAUCUUCGUUGCUGGUGCACCCAUAUCUGUGAGCGAUGUCUGAAACUCUGAGUUCUCUGACCAAUAUUGAUCUGCAAUAUAAAAAAAUAUAAUAAAGAAUAAUAGCAAA
Messenger RNA from Cherax quadricarinatus, 1358 nucleotides. RefSeq lists its product as uncharacterized. NCBI's taxonomy places the organism in Eukaryota, Metazoa, Arthropoda, Malacostraca, Decapoda, Parastacidae. The record is from RefSeq and is a predicted model, not a curated record.